ACAAGGAUUAAAUGGGAUUAAACCAGCGGUUAGUUUCACUGGUGUAAACAUUUCUCCUUUUCCAGUGUCCUGGUACUUUAUGAGCGUCUUUAAGCUGUGUGGUGUAGAGGGACGUUUGUGCUGAACGUGUCAGAAAGAAGGAAAAGCCCUAAAGCACAGGGCUGACUUGUAAUCUGUGCCUUUCCGAGCUGCAAUGAGUGAUGUUGUUGAGAAAACCCUCAGUGCCCUCCCGAGUCUGCUGUCUCUGGAGUCUCAGUCUGGAGCCAACAAACUUUCACCCACAUCAAAAUUAGGACAUUUAGUCAGAAGCAUCACUGAACUGACAUCCAAAAAUGAAGAAGAGAAGCUCAUCAUUAAAGAGCUGGCUGCUGUUAAAGAGCAGAUAUCGUCCCCUAACACUACAAUGAGACAAAUGAGGGAGCUGAUGGUGAGAGCCAUGUAUUGUGAGAUGCUCGGAUAUGAAGCUUCUUUCGCUUACAUUCAUGCCAUCAAACUGGCUCAGCAAGGCACAGUACUGGAGAAGAGAGUCGGUUACCUUGCAGUGUCACUGUUUCUUAAUGAGAGUCAUGAACUGCUGUUACUGCUGGUCAAUACUGUAUUAAAGGAUCUUCAAAGCACCAACCUCAUUGAGGUCUGCAUGGCUCUGACUGUUGUAAGUCAGAUAUUUCCCAAAGACAUGAUACCAUCCAUUCUGCCCCUGGUAGAAGAGAAGCUGUCUCAUCAAAAGGAAAUCAUUAGACGGAAAGCGGUGCUUGCUUUGUACAAGUUCUAUCUGAUCGCUCCGAAUCAAGUGCAGCAUAUUCACAGCAAGUUUCGGAAAGCCUUGUGUGAUAAAGAUCCUGGGGUCAUGAUGUCUUCUUUACACAUCUACCUGCAGAUGAUAAAGGUCUUCACUACACACUUCACAGAGGUUCCUUCCUCCCUCCACGAGAACCCAGACAAUUACAAGGAGCUGACCAGCAGCUUUGUAACCAUCUUGAGGCAGGUGGUUGGAGGGAAACUGCCUCUGGACUUUAAUUACCACGGUGUACCUGCUCCAUGGCUGCAGAUCCAACUGCUCCGUAUUCUGUCUCUGCUGGGGAAAGAGGACCAGAGCACAAGUGAGCUGAUGUACGAGGUCUUAGAUGAGUCUCUGCGCCGAGCAGAAAUGAACCACAACAUUACUUAUGCAAUUCUGUACGAGUGUGUUAAGGCAAUCUAUACUGUUUACCCUAAAGCUGAGCUGCUGGAAAAAGCAGCUCGAUGCAUUGGAAACUUUGUACUGUCUCCGAAGAUAAACCUGAAGUACCUGGGGUUGAAAGCUUUAACAUACGUUGUUCAGUAUGAUGCUAACCUCGCUCUGCAGCACCAGAUGACUAUUAUAGAGUGUUUGGAUCACACAGAUCUCAUCAUCAAGAGAGAGACAUUAGAGCUGCUCUUCAGGAUCACUAACGCUCAGAACGUCACUGUGAUCGUGGAGAAAAUGUUGGGAUUCCUCCAGCUUUGUAAUGAUAACUACACCAUCAUUGAUCUUGUGGGAAAAGUGGCUGAGCUAGCUGAAAAGUAUGCUCCAGACAAUGAGUGGUUCAUUCAGACUAUGAAUGCAGUGCUCACUCUGGGUGGUGACCUCAUGCAGCCAGAUAUCCCCAACAACUUCCUCAGGCUACUCACAGAGGGUUCAGAUGCUGAGGAGGAUGACAGGUAUCUAAAACUCUAUGCAGUGGACUCGUAUAUGGCAAUGCUGAAGGGUGACUGUUCUCACCUGCCCCAGUGCUUCCUCCAAGUCAUCAGCUGGGUGCUUGGCGAGUACUCGUGCAUGAGAGAAGGCUUGGACCAGCGUGAGGUCAUGAACCUCCUGAAGAAGCUGUUGGAGCAGAGAGGAGUGAGUUCAGAGACCAGGAGCUGGGUACUGUGUGCCCUCACUAAGCUGUGUCAGAGCUCUGGGUCUGCAGAGCUGGUAGUGGAGCUGACGGAGAGCUUGGCCUCGUCCCUGGACACGGUGCUGCGGCAGCAGGCUCAUGAGCUGCAGUGUCUCAGUCGAGACUCACAGCUUCACGCUCGGGUACUGCUACAAUCCAGGGACAGCACGCAGGUGGACUCCUCUCUCUCGUUUUUGGAUGGGUUUGUAUCUGAGGCUCUAGCUGCAGGUGCUGCUCCCUAUAAACCCUCUCAUCAGAGACAGGAAGAGCUUUGUCAGCAGAGAGCUCUGAGUUUGCAGCCAUAUGCACUGUCUCUGCCUGUGAACAUGUCCUCCUGUACGCUCACAGACAGACAGUCCCCGACUCUCCUGUCUACAAGCUCUGGCUUCUCUGGUAACAGCACUGAACCGUCCUUAAAGACAGGAGCGAGCACACUUGUGUUGGAGGGGGUGAAGAGAGUGUGGGGGAAGGAGGGUUAUCUGCCUCAGAAGGAGGUUACAGAAUCCUCAGCAGUAGUAGACAGUGUACUUCAGUCAUCCAACAAGGAGGCGGCUACACACGUUCCCCAGCUUGAGCUCGAACCCGAGCCUGAGCUCGAGCCUUCACAUGUGGACCAGGAGAAGCAGCAGCUGGCAUCAUCUCUGUUUGUUGGACUGGGCUCUCAAAACUCUACAUCUCUGUUGGAGAAAACUGAAACUCCAGCUCCUCGAUUCAGACGAAAACACCGGCAACACGAGUCAGGAUCAUCAUCAUCGAGCACCAGCGAGACAUCUACAAACUCCUCCCAUGCUUCCUGGCGCAGGACAGACAACUUAUACGAUGGCUUGCUGGAAGAGGAGCCAGUUACACAGUUUGUACAGAACUUGAAUCACACCCUGAAGUCCACUACACUUAACGGCAGCUGUGAUACGACGCAAUCAUGUGCAACCGUUUCGCAAAUCGGUUUGGAUGAAAACGAAGCUGACGCUGCUGAUGUGCUGAAGAUCAGCCCUAACACUCUAGCAGAGGAAGCAUCAGUAUUGCCUCAAAACGGUUGUUCUGACAUCACUGUUCUACAGUUACCAUCUGAACUGGAAGACAUGCCUCACUCUGACAUUAUCAGCUUGACCUCUGACCCCUACCUGUCCGUCUCUUGCUGCCGCGUUUACAGAGAAGAUGCUCUGCUGCUUGUGCUGUUCAUCUGCAACACCACAGAGAUGCGGCUCCACAAUGUCACUGUCGAACUGAGCUGUGAGGAACUGAAGAUGUCGAGUCUAAGAGGAAAUGUGAUGGAGUGUCUGGACAGCAGGGAUUCAUCAGUGUGUCGUUACACUCUGCUGAUGGAGAAACCUCACAUACAAGUGACCUUCAGAGGAUCUGCGUUGUACCAAACACAGUCUGGACAUUCAGACACGCUGCUGUUCUCUGGCAAACUCUCCACAGAAGAUUUCAUAAGGCCACUGAUGCUGAGCACAGAAGAAUAUGGGAAACUAUGGAUGUCGUAUUCUAAUGAUGUGAAGCAGAACCUGAAACCACUGACAGGUUCCAAAGGUCCUCUCAUAACCUCUCUUAAUGCUCUUCAGGAAAGCCUUCGACUACACACAGUGCACAUUAUUGGAUCAGAGGGCAUCGUGGCCUGUCGUCUGCUGAGCGGCGCCCCCUGCCUGAUGCACUGUCGUGUACAUGGCGCCUCUCUGGUUGUAUGGUUGCGUUCUCCUCUACAUGCUUUCCCUGACUGUCUCCUCUACCACUGCCAGAGAGUCCUGCAAGACCCCUGAGCUUUAGCAACUCUAUGCAUCAAUCAUCUACUGAAAUGUUUUACAAUCCUUCUGCUCACUUGAGUAUGACUGACGAUUAGGAAUGAAGAAGCCGGACUGUGGAUGUGAUCAGAUCUUCCUUGAAGUAAUGACUGACUGUAAAGCAAUAUGUCAGCUGUCUGUCUUUAACGAACUGCUUUAUAAUUUUUUUUUCUAAUUGAAUCCAAUUCCUGAGCUAAAGCAAUGUCACACAAAAUGUGUAUAUCAAAAGAAGAUAUAAAUAUAUAUUUAUUGGUUUUCAUAUUUUAAACCUUUAUUUUUUUCCCCUUUUCUUCCACAUUUGAACAGACACGCUUAAUGUACAUGCUUAAUUUGUUACUGUUUUAAUCCCAGAAAUAUUUGUUAUGAAAGACCAUUAAUGAAGGAGCCACAUCUUCCUUUAUAGCUGUAGAGGAAAUAUAUUUUAUAAAACACUGA
Tachysurus fulvidraco (yellow catfish) is the source of this 4111-nucleotide messenger RNA. It is a transcript of the gene ap4e1, whose product is annotated as adaptor related protein complex 4 subunit epsilon 1. Gene Ontology annotation, biological process: receptor-mediated endocytosis; intracellular protein transport. Bases 194 to 3655 code for a protein of 1153 amino acids. The transcript is spliced from 21 exons. Gene Ontology annotation, molecular function: cargo adaptor activity. The record is from RefSeq and is a predicted model, not a curated record. Lineage: Eukaryota; Metazoa; Chordata; Actinopteri; Siluriformes; Bagridae. Gene Ontology annotation, cellular component: membrane coat; AP-4 adaptor complex.